Messenger RNA from Leguminivora glycinivorella, 3143 nucleotides. It is a transcript of the gene Ccdc39, whose product is annotated as coiled-coil domain-containing protein 39. The record is from RefSeq and is a predicted model, not a curated record. NCBI's taxonomy places the organism in Eukaryota, Metazoa, Arthropoda, Insecta, Lepidoptera, Tortricidae. Gene Ontology annotation, cellular component: axoneme. The coding region runs from base 105 to 3080 and encodes 991 amino acids. The transcript is spliced from 24 exons. Gene Ontology annotation, biological process: inner dynein arm assembly; cilium-dependent cell motility; cilium movement.
UUUGAUGUUAUAUGGUUGUCGUGGUAUUACGAAGCAAUCAAUAUCGAUCUAACUAUUGCCAUAUUUUUUAGAGAUUAAUUUAGUUUAUUUCUUUAGUGUUAAUAAUGGCAGAGCAACAGAAAGCGCCGACUUAUAUGACUCAACUAUUGGAUGCACUUGGAUGGAAUCAGGGAACAAGAAUUCCUCUCGCAAACCCUGAUAACCAAAUUCUAGAAACCCUCUUAAUCGAUAGACAAAAUGAGAUACAGAGGCUGAAGGAAGCGCUUACGCUUCAAAACCAAAAAACUCGUGAUCUUAACAACUACAAGCAACAUGUUCAUACGGAGUAUCAGGAAAAUACACGUCUGCUAUUUGCUCACAAACAGCAGUUAGAACAAGAGGUGAAGCUCCGCCAAUUGUCCUGCAAUGACGCUGACAGCCUUGACAGAGAUGUUGCUGCAACUAACAAGCAAAACAAGGACCUCACUGAACGCAUUGACAAAUACCAAGGCAACAUAGCGCGUCUUCUCAAGAAAGCGGAUUCUCUAAAGAGCGAAGUUUGCGGCGAGCGAGGGGCACUGCAGGAAUGGCGAGCUCAACUGGAACGGAACUCAGGGGACAUCACGGCUAUUGAACAGUUCACUAAGCAAGAUCUUUCCAAAGCAAAAGCACUGGAAACCAAAAGGCAAAAGCUGAAGGUAGAUCAUGAUCAUAUGCUAGACCGGCUGAAUCAGCUGGUGUCAAAUCUCAGUGCUGAAGAGAGGGCGUGUGAACGAAUAUCUGUUCAGGUUAUGGAAGGUAUGGAGCAAAGGAGACAAAUGAUGGUUAUGUGGACUUCUGCUGUCGAAAAUUUAAGGCAAAGGGACACGGAUAUUAGACACAUCAGAGAGGAUUACGAAGUGCUAGAAGCAGAGGCGAACAACGUGGCCGACAAAUGCCGCGAGCAGCAGAGUUUCUGCGAUCAGCAGGCCAACAACAACGCGGAGGCGGCGCGGGCGAACAUGGGGCUGGCGCAACAGCUCUCCAACCAGAGGCUGGCUUAUCAGCAGCUGUUGGACUUUAACGCAACCCUGCACAGUAGCGCCCAGUGCUCUCAGCGCGAGCUUCACAACAUGCGCAACACGCUCGAGAAGCUGCACAUGGAGAACCGACGCAUCAUGGACCAGCAACACCGCAAGGACGUCGCCCUCAAGGAGAUUGUCAACAAGCUUAAAGAGCUUAAAGCCAAACUGGGUGAAUCAAUGGACAAGACCAAGACUUCGGAACAACGUGCCAAGGAACUGGAAAACAUUUUGCAGGAGGAAGAGCGGUACGCCAGUAACCUGACGCUGAACCAGCAACGCGCGAUGCAUUGCUCCUUCGUCGAGCAGCAGAAGCUCCUGGCGCUCAAGAAUGAGGAGAAGCUCUUCAAUAUGCAACUUAAAGCUUCAAAAGCGAUCGUCAGCAAAUUGGAAAAGAAGCAAGCGGAAGUCCUCAAAAAUCUCCAGAGUGUCAAGGAGUCCCUUUACAAUAUCUGUUACCAAGUGGAGACGACGGGCUCACAAGUGUCACACAUGGAGGGCGCUCAGUCAGAACGAGAGGUGUCGGCCGAGCUACUGGCCCGUGAGAACAGGCUGUUGGAGGUGCGCGCGCGGCACGCGGCCCGCGCGGCGCUCCUGGAGCGGCACUCGGCCAAACUGCAGGACGACAUGCGCCGCCUCGCGCGCGAGCUCGAGACCUUCGUCACCACGCACAUGGCGCUGCAAAGCCGUCUGCGCCAGUCAAUGUUGAACGUGGAAGGCAGCGAGAAGGACUUGCGCGCGUCGCGCGGCGAGUGGCGCCGCGCACGCGUCGAAGAAGCUCUGACGCGGCUGCGCGUCGCGCACGCAUCCCGCGCGCUCACCUGCCUCGACGACCGCGCGUACAACGCGGACACGCAGCGGCUGCGGCUCGAUGCGGCGAUGAACGAGCGUUUGGUGGAAAUCGAAGCGCGCCGCCAGAUGUUCAGCGUGCAAGUUCGCGCGCUCACCGAAGAUUGCGGCAAGCUGCGCGGCGAGAUUAAAGAGCGCGAGAACCGCAUCGACCAGCUCAAGAAGAGAUAUGACAUCUUUAUUGCUUCACUGGGCAAGGAUGAGUCUGGGCAGCAGUUGUCUGUGACCUUCUUCAAAAUAAAAUUCGCAGCGGAGCGAGCGGAGCUGCGCGAGCGCGGCGCGGCAUUAGACGUGGACAUCGGGCGGCAGGAGCGAGACAUCUCCGCGCUGGAGGCCACGCUGCGCGUCGUGCACGCCGCGCACACGCACUUCCUGCACCACAUCUCGCCGCUCGCGCAGGACACACCCGAAAUCCAGGAGCUAGAGGAGCUCAUGAAGAAGUACUAUGAAAUACGCGACGAGCUCAAAGACCUGUACAACGCGAUCGCUUCCAUGGAGGCGCGCGUGCAGGACGCGAGCGCUCGCGCCACCGCGCUGCAUGACAAGUGCAAGCAGCUGGAACAGCGGCAGGCCGACUGUGAGAAUGAAUUGGACAACUUGAAGGAUAGAAUCGCGAAGCACGAGGGCCGUCUACAGAACGCGCUGGAAGUAGUCAAGAAUAACGCUAAACGUGCGAAGAAGAUCUUUGAUAAUAUCGACGACUGGCGCAUAUUCCAGCUAGCCCUCUGGAUCCGCGACUACUCGGAGGCGGCGAGCGGCGCGCUGGAGGCGUUGGCGCAGUCGUGCGCGGACACGGCGGCCGUGUACUCGCACUUCGCCGCGCUCGUGGCCGCCGCGGACCUGCAGCGCCUCGUGACGCGCCACCAGCGGCGCCUGAAGCACCUCGUGGAACGGUUGCAUGCAGAUGCGCAUAUUGGAAUGCCUGCUGAGGAAGACGAGUCCGUGUUUUCCUCGUCGAAUUCAUCAAACCGCAGCGGGAUGAGUGUCACGAGCGACACCACCAAGCGGCUGUCCGCGUUCCGCAAGACCCUCGCCACCAAGGUUCAUGAGCCUACUCUAGUCGAAGACCUUCCGAUAUCAGCGUUACGGUCAUCGGUGUCUCUUCGCGUGGUCACGCUGGGCCUGGAGCGGCCCUCGGUGUCGGCCGCCACAUCAGCCUCAGCCGCCAAAUUUGGGAGGAUGUCACGAUAAAUUGCAUCGCUUUUUUACUUUGGAUAUUUAUUUAUUUAACCAAAUAAACACCGGGUGCAUUAC